UAUUAAAUGACUAAAAUGCGACAUAAAGAUAAAAAUACUCGCAACCCAGCAGUUCCAAUAGCUUCGUCAGUUUCAUUCAGAAUUUCUCCUUCUCUUUGUAUCGCUCCGACGGAAAUGCAUCCCACUAAUAAAAUGACACACAACUACACAUCGGCAUUGAUGAUUUAGCAACAAAAACAAAAAAUCCAACCUAUUCCCGACAACCAUUUUGCCACUCAGAAAAGAUGGCCGUCCAAGAAACACGGGUUUUGCUCUUAUUUUUACCGUAGAAAAUGUGAUUGGUUUAAUGUAACGAGUGUCAAACCAGUGUUUAUCAAGUAUAUCAAACAAUCAAAAAAAGUGAAUAUAUUAUCGAAGCAGUUGAAUCCAAUUGAAAAAUUAAUCGAAAUAUCUGUCGCGUGUGACAUUUAACCUCAAAGUCUAUUAACUUUUGUGUAUAAAAAAAAUCCGGUGGGCAUCAUGAUGGACGAGAGGAGAGUAGCGGAUUAUUUUGUUGUUGCUGGUUUACCUGGUGAAAAUAAUGAGAGUGAUAAAGAGAAUGAAUUAGCUGAUAAACUUGAGGAUUGGUGUCAGGAGGGAACACACCUUAAGGACAUGCAUAUGCAGGCACCCAUCACGGAUUUGGCAGUGAUAUUUACAUCAUUGGGAGAGAAGUGUCCUGAUGGCUUUACUUGCUUGGAAAAGACCGUUUCUGGAUUACCAGCUGAUCUUAAUCAUGGCAGUUUGAGGAAUAAUGAGUGUUACUUGUGUUAUCGGCGGGGGAGGGACAAACCACCUCUUGUUGACAUCGGUGUAAUUUACGAGGGUAAAGAACGCAUAAUGACAGACGCAAAAAUGAUCGAAAAAACCCCUUCAGGUCACGUAGCAAAUAUAAAUAAUUCAACUUCGAAAAUAUUCGUAACGUACAGACGUGCAAGUCGCAAGAUGCCAUGUAACUCGUUAGUAGUCACCGAUAUCUGUGUGAUAUUGACAAACAAAGGUGAAACAGCACCUCAAGCCUUCUGUACUAUAAACAAAAAUUUGAACAAAGGGAUGUUGGGUAGCGACGUUUUCCUUUGCUACAAAAAAUCAAUGGAUCGAGCCAAUCUCAUUUCCUUCAAGCCAGCAAUACUCUACAAGUACCCCAUCACUGAUUACAAUAGCUUUGCAUUCCCCAAUUCUGUGGCAAUGUUUUGUUUGCCCAUGGGUGCAACCAUCGAGUGUUGGCCAAAAGUCGCCUACAAACCGAAGCCAGUUUUCUCUACCUUUGUUCUAACGGUUGCCGAUGCGGCGCAGAAAAUCUAUGGUUCUGCAAUCACCUUCUACGAGGAGGUAGUGCCAGAUUUCAACAAUUUAAAUAAUGCAGAGCCCCUUGAAAUCCUAGAUAAAUCUGACAAACCAGAUGGUGAUAAUAUUACAGAGAACAAGCCUCAAGUGAAGAUGAAGAUUUUCCGAAAAUUUGGGGUUUUGAAAAGAUUAAAUUUAGCACAAUUGGAGAAGCUUCAGUAUACAGACCCUGAGACUCAAUCAUUGAAUAUCAGCAAAUCAAUUUGCAUUCUUUCUCACUGGCCAUUUUUCGAUACUUUCGAAAAAUUUCUUGGAUUUCUUCUCAGUCUGACAGAUGGCCAAGCCCAAAGUGUACCUAUCGAAAAAUACAUCUCAUACUUUCUCUGUGACAUACCAUUUCCAAGCCCCCAGAGGCCUAGAAUUUUCGUUCAACUCAGCAGCGUAGAUAGACUUAUUUUAACACAACCGGAGGACCUGGCUCUGCCUAGAUCUGGCGCUAGUUUUCGUCAAUUACUAAUGAACCUUGGUCCUGACAAUUGUAUGCUAAUACUGCUGCUGAUAUUGACUGAACAAAAGAUACUUGUUCAUUCACUGAGACCAGAUGUUUUGACAUCAGUGAGUGAGGCCAUUGCAAUGAUACUAUUUCCAUUUAAGUGGCAGUGUCCGUACAUACCCCUCUGCCCACUUGGUUUAGCCGAGGUACUUCAUGCACCGUUGCCAUUCCUCAUUGGGGUUGAUUCACGUUUUUUCGAUUUGUACGAUCCACCGUCCGAUGUUAAUUGUGUAAAUUUAGACACUAACAAUGUUGUACUGUGUGAGGAUAAAAAACACUUGAGUAUUAAAUUGCUACCGAAGAAGCCUGGUAGAAUAUUGAGGGGUGAUUUAGAAAAAAGUUACGCUAAAUUGAAUUCAUUGGCUAAAACGCAGUCGUCUCAGCGAGAAAAUACGAAUGAGGAUUUUAGUGUAGACAAAGAGUUUCAGCAGAAGAGGAAAGAGCAGGGACUUGAGCUCGAAAUACAGAAUAGUUUUUUAAGAUUUAUGGCGAUGAUUUUGAAUGGAUAUCGAAGUUACCUGUUACCAAUAACGAAAGCACCGACUGUUGGAUCCACUGACCCCACUAGUCUCUUCAACAUUCAAGCAUUUCUCAGAAGUCGUGACAAGGCACAUGCCAAGUUUUACAGCAUGCUUGUGAGAACACAGAUGUUCAUAAGAUUCAUCGAGGAAAGUAGCUUUGUUUCUGAUAUGGAUAUGGCAGGGUUAGCGUUCUUCGAUGAAUGCACCGAGAGAAUUGACGAGGAGAACGUGACCUUUUUGGAGCUCGAUGAAUCUCAGCACAGUGAGAGAACUGUAUUCAUACCACCACCUGAUCCAGGCCCUAAUCAGGAACCCAUCGUUUACAAAAAAUUUCAAUUGAAUUCCAAUCUGAUGAGGCCACAGAAGAAUCUCAACUUGAAAAAUCCAGCUUUGAGCUCUUUUGGUAUAACACCCGGAAGUCCAAUGGCACGUCGAACAAAACACGAGAUCAAAGUCGCCCAGAAAAUGGCUUGUAAACAGGCUGGUCUGCCGGAGAGAUGGGGCAGAUGUCUUUUAGGAACUUGCUACAGUCUGUGGUUUUUACAUUUACCAGGAAUGCUUCAGGUUUCCAGCCAACCCGCUGCCAUUCUCCAUCAGGCUUACGAGUUACUGGUUAAAAUGCAGAAGCUUAGGUGGGAUCCAAUGGAAGAGGUUUGCUACAGAGCAAUGAUGCAGCUAUGCGGUGUUUAUGGACAGCCAGUGUUGGCAGUUAAAUUGCUCUUCCACAUGAAACGCAGCGGCGUACAGCCAAAUGCCCUCACUUAUGGAUUUUACAAUAAAGCUGUCCUUGAAGCCACGUGGCCUUCGGACAUGACUAACUCCAGCCAGUUAAUGUGGAAUAAACUACGCAAUGUUAUCGUGGGCGCCGCCCUCUUCAAGAGGGCAGGGAAGAAAAGUGCCAGGAGAAGAUUAAGCCUGAAUCCCGAAGUAUUCGGUAUCGAUGGCCUUAAGUGCCAGGAGAUGGAACACUUGGCCACGUCCAGAUCUAGUCUCGAUAGUACACACUCGCACGAUCAAGAAGCCCUGAAUAAUGAUUCAUCAUUGAAAGGCAGCUCAGUGCCAGACCUACCAAAUUUCGGAAUACUCGAAAUGAGAAAUAAAUUCCGACGCCAAGAUAGUAUCGUUAAAGGAUCUGGAAUGCUAAGUACAUCACAGCCUGAGGCGUUAGAUGAUUCACCAACAGAUCCUAGAUCAACACGAAGUCCUGAAUCUCCUCUUAAGAGUCCUGUUCGCACUCCAGUUACUGAGAAUGAUCCACUGGGGGCAUUGAUGAACGACGAGACCCCCAUCGUAUCCCCCUCCGAAGAAAAUGAUUCCAAUUGUUCAACGAGUACACUAACUGUCGUUAAUAAUACAAUCGGUGAAAGACAUGGUGGACCCCUUCUUUUUCGGAGCAAUACAAUGCAGAGAAGUGCGACAUUUCAUCAAGCUGUUGAUGAAUCUCCAGCUGUAGUCAGUAGUCAGCUGCAGAGAAGUGAAACAAUGCCCCAUUCUGUUGCGCAACAAGGUGAACAGGAGAGAGAACGAGACAGAUUGGAAAUUAGCAGCCUCUGGUCCAACAAAGACAGUGUUACUUCUAGUUUAUCGAGUUUGGGCUCUAGCCUGAAGCUCAGUUUUGGACGAUACUCAGCUGGAGGUCUGGCGUUUGCAAAAAACAAGGAUUUAAUAACCCAGAAUUUUAGUGAGUCCCUUAAUCUCUCCAAUUACAUAAGUCCUAGCCUAACUGGUAAGAAAUCCAACGAAAUCAUCCUGGGGGGUUUGAACAGUCUGAAAUCGGCAGCGACGACUGUCGUAAAAAAAUUCGACGAAAUAAAAGAGGCGAUAUCGGCAACUAGCACCCCAGUUAAAUCAAAAGAUCGUGACCAGCGUCUCGGUUACGGUGUCUCUCACGAGUCCUUGGAUUCAUUGACAGAUGGAUCCCAGCAGGAUCGUAAUGAAUUAACUACUAGAACGUCGGGCGACUCUGGUAUUGAGGGACUUGGCUCUCUUUGUGAACUAGCGGACUGCAUGUAUCCAAAAGGAUCUCGAGAAUUUGACGAACGUCCAGCAGUGGAACUUGUGAUCUGCAGUGCUAGCAGGUGUCACCAUUGUAUGGCCAUCAUCUAUGAUGAAGAGAUAAUGGCUGGGUGGAAGCCCGAGGACUCUAAUUUAAAUACAAUCUGUCAAUUUUGUGGAAAGGCCACGGUUCCUCUUCUCACAGUUCUCAUUCUGGAUUACAGAUGCGACGAGGGAGAAAAGAUCAACGAUCCUUUGACCGGUGUCCUGGUUGAACUUCUUGAUCAGCCGAAAGAAUUAGCAGAACCUAUUACAGUCCCUUAUUUAAAUCCUCUCGUGCUACGAAAAGAAUUGGAAAAUGUGUUAAGUCAGGAGGGUGACACUUGCUUAACAAAGCACCGAUUUAUACAAGAGCAUCCUAUAGUCUAUUGGAAUUUGAUUUGGUAUUUCGAGAGGAUAAAUCUCAACAGCCAUCUACCCGAGUUGUGGUUGAACAAUGAUAGAGUCAAGGAUUUAUCCAGUAAUUCGAGUUCAGUGAGUGUAAGAACGCUAUGGGACAAUGAGAAACUGCACAUGAAUCAUUUACCAAUGUAUCUACAGUGGAAACAGUGUGUCGAAGAUCGAACGCUGAUGAAGAACGUUAUUGACAAUGUUCGUCGUAAUAACUUGACAGAACCAAUCAAACGUGUGGCCUUACAGAGGAGUAAAGCCGAAACGGCUGAACUAACACCAUUUUCUAUAUACAGAGAUAUUUUGUUUUUGGCCUUUACAGUACUUGGAAGGGGAAAUAUUGACCAAGGUGUAUUUGAUCGUCAAUACAUAACUGCUUUGGAGAGUCUAACUGAACACGAGGGAAAAUUACGCAGCAUCGAUGCCGCCCCAUCCGCAAUGACGUUGUAUUGUAGAUCUUACUUCAAGCAGUUGAACAUAUAAUACACAUAAAAAAAAAAUAAGUUCAAUUGAAAAGUAAGAGUGGAUCACGACGUCUUUUUUUUUAACUAUCCGAAGUACGGAGUGUAUGAGAAACUCAAGGGAAGAUGUCUCUCGUCGUUUGAAACCAGAAAUGGUCCCCUGUAAGUUUAGAAAAAAAAAACUAAGUAUUAGUUAAGUGCAAUAGGAAGAAAA
Messenger RNA from Fopius arisanus, 5460 nucleotides. RefSeq names its product DENN domain-containing protein Crag (gene Crag). Gene Ontology annotation, biological process: regulation of Rab protein signal transduction. NCBI's taxonomy places the organism in Eukaryota, Metazoa, Arthropoda, Insecta, Hymenoptera, Braconidae. Bases 460 to 5268 code for a protein of 1602 amino acids. The transcript has 14 exons. Gene Ontology annotation, molecular function: protein binding. The record is from RefSeq and is a predicted model, not a curated record. Gene Ontology annotation, cellular component: cytoplasmic vesicle; ESCRT I complex.